AAAGGGAUGGCUUAGCUUUUAACCAGAGGCACAGGCAGCGCAGGCAGCACUGUGUGAGCAGCCAGUGACGGACACACAGCCAGUGACGGACACACAGCCAGUGACGGACACACAGCGGGAAGAGCCUGCCACUAACAGAGCCACACACACCGCCACACGCAGCCAUGAAGCGGGGACACGAUUACAGCUCCUCGGACAGUGAGUUGGAUGAGAACAUCGAGGUGGAGAAGGAGAGCGCAGAUGAGAAUGGGAAUCUAAGUUCUGCCGCGGGCUCCAUGUCUCCAUCGACUUCCUCCCAAAUCUUGGCCAGAAAAAGACGCAGAGGGAUUAUUGAGAAGCGCCGCAGAGACAGGAUUAAUAACAGCCUAUCAGAGCUGCGGAGACUGGUGCCCAGCGCCUUUGAGAAACAGGGAUCAGCAAAACUAGAGAAAGCAGAGAUUUUACAGAUGACAGUGGAUCACCUUAAGAUGCUUCACACUGCAGGAGGCAAAGGCUACUUUGAUGCUCAUGCACUUGCCAUGGACUACCGCAGCUUGGGAUUCAGGGAAUGCCUGGCAGAAGUCGCCCGGUACCUGAGUAUCAUAGAAGGAAUGGACACAACAGACCCACUCCGAGUCCGGCUUGUGUCUCACCUCAAUAACUAUGCCUCUCAGCGAGAAGCAGCAAACACAGCCCAUACCGGCAUUGGACACAUUCCCUGGGGUGGAACCUUUGCUCACCAUCCCCACCUUUCUCAUCCGCUGCUCCUGGCGCAGACUGCCCAUACCAGUGCAAACAGCACAUCCUCCUCCACAGAAGCUCAUCACCAGAACAGACUUCCUGGGUCCCCACAUGCUGAAACCUCCUCCCUGAGAGUUCCCCCUAAUGGGAAUAUUGCAUCAGUGCUGCCAGUUGUUGCCUCUUCAAAACUCUCUCCUCCGCUACUCUCCUCCAUGGCCUCUCUGUCUGCAUUCCCCUUCUCUUUUGGAUCUUUCCACCUACUGUCCCCCAACUCACUCAGCCCUACGACACCUACCCCAUCAGGCAAGCCCUACAGGCCUUGGGGCACAGAAAUCGGAGCCUUUUAAGAUGCCAGUGAGAACUAAUUAGCUUUUUGUGCAAGGAAAAAGCCGGAUUGGAUUGGGGGGGGUUGUAAUGUCCAGCUGUGCUGGCCUUUUAUUAAUGACUCUUACAAUGUAUUUGCCAACCAGUGUGAUCCAAUGGUACCAUUGCAAAUUAUUAUUUUUUUUAGACAAAAAUAACAAUUUUUCAGUAGUCUCCAGAAAAAAAUCUGGUACAUUAGUGGCAACUAUUAUUAGAUCUGCGCUAAAUGUUUAACUUGCUUUGUAAAGUAAUAAUUCCACUUCCUCUGAAGUCUCUGGAACGUUUUAACUGUUAUUAUAGUUUUUUUCAUAUUUCCAGUCUGUUACUUGUUUCCCAACAGUGACUUUUAUCUUUUUUUUUUUUUUUUUUUUUAAAUCUUGUUCUAAAAUAUCCAGUUUCCUUCUGGUUUGCUAAUAUUUUGAGCGUUGAGAUGUCCUUAAAGCUAUUGCCUACUUACAUUAAACUGUUUUUUGAGUUUUAUAUUUCCAAGCGUUGACAAAUCAGAUUUAUCAACUCCAAUAGCAAGAACCAAUAGCAAAGCCUUCAGUAGACCUGUGAGUGGAAGUUGGUGUGUGGAAUAGUGGGCCGCACAUUAGCAGCAUUCAGAGGGUUAAAUGGAACACUGAGUGCAUAUAGAGUGGUACAAUAGAUGCCUAUAGCCCAUGUAUUUUGCACAGGAACCCGGACUAUACAACAUUUCAACAGAGUUUCUAUUGUAUAAUGUAUUUUAUGACCUGAUGCACUAGAACUUUAUUUAACAAGUAGACUAAUUUAAAUCAGAAUCCACUACAUCCCUGUAUAUAAUACACCUUGUGCUUGGAUGGGACAUCAACUGAAAAGAUGAACUCUGCUGUACUGAGAUUAAUCACUGUUAUUCUGGUCAUUUUUUUGACUAAAUAAAAGAGUCAAGUGUGUUA
Xenopus tropicalis (tropical clawed frog) is the source of this 2000-nucleotide messenger RNA. It is a transcript of the gene hey1, whose product is annotated as hes related family bHLH transcription factor with YRPW motif 1. The record is from RefSeq and is marked provisional. Gene Ontology annotation, molecular function: DNA binding; protein dimerization activity. NCBI's taxonomy places the organism in Eukaryota, Metazoa, Chordata, Amphibia, Anura, Pipidae. Gene Ontology annotation, cellular component: nucleus. Gene Ontology annotation, biological process: developmental process; negative regulation of transcription by RNA polymerase II; regulation of DNA-templated transcription.